AUGAAUCAAUAAAAUAAAUAGCCAAAUUAUAAAAUAUUAUUAUGGAAUAGAUAUAUCCUUCAAAAUUCAUCUAAGUUUCAACAAUAUAAAAACUAUAAUACUAUAUAAUUAAUAUUUACAUCAUUAAAAAUAAAAUGUUUAUACANAUUAUCUAUCAAAAUUAUUGAUUAAAAAGUUUUGGUUGAUAUAAAUGGUGAGCAAAAUGAGCAAAAUGAGCAAAAUGAGCAAAAUGUUCAAAAUAAAUAUUAAUUUGAUUAUGUUGUUUGUUGUGUUCCUAUAACACAAUUAAAGAAAUUGAUUAUAGAGCCUGCUUUUGAUGAAACAAGAUAAAAAUAAAUAAAUUUAGUGGGUAUGGAUAAAGGAGGAAAAUUCUUUAUUAAAUUAGACAAAAAAUUUUUAUAACAUGAAGAAGACUUUUUUAUACCUAAAUUUAAUCAUAAUUCAUUAUGGUGGGAUAGUUCAAGUGAAAAUGAUUCAAUUAUUAUUGGAUUAUUGGGAUUAAGUGCACAUAAUAGAGUAAUGGAAAUAGGAAUAGAAGAAUUUGCUAAAGAAGUUAUUUAAAUUAUAAAUGAAUAAUAUCAAGUAGAUUUGAAUGUUCUAUCAUAUCAUUAUGAAGAUUGGGGAAAUACACCAUUUAUUGAAGGAUUAUAUUCAUAUCCCAUGUCAGGAAUUGAUGAUAAUUAUAGAUAAAUUAUUUCAGCACCUCAUUUAAAUAGAUUAUUUUUUGCAGGAGAAGCAUUUCAUCCAGUUUACUAUUCUACAAUUCAUGGUGCUUAUGAGAGUGGAAUUAAUGCAGCUAAAUAAAUAAUUAAAUGA
Messenger RNA from Paramecium sonneborni, 816 nucleotides. The record is from the annotation of a GenBank genome assembly. Lineage: Eukaryota; Ciliophora; Oligohymenophorea; Peniculida; Parameciidae.